GAUUUGACAAUAAAUAUGUGCAUAAGUACUUACUUACUUACUUACUUACUUACACAUGCUACCUCUCGUGAAGGAGUAUAGGCCGCCCCCAACACCAUUCUCCAUCCAUAAAUGUUAUCAUUUCAAACAUUAUAAAUCGAAGUUACUAAGCACUCUCUAUCAUCAUCAUCAUCAUCAUCAUCGUUCGUGUCAAUCUUAUCUCAUUGAAUCAAUAUGAAGUUAUCAUUGAAUGAACAAGGAUGGAAUAGACUAUUCAUCAUAUUAAAUGGUACAAUCUUGGUAUAUAGUAUAGUAUUAUGUGGAUUAAGUAUUAAAGUACAAGAUGAUUUAUCACAAUUCAAUGAAAUUUUACAAAGAAUAAGACCAUCUAUAAUACCAGUGAUUAUAUUUACCGGAUUGAUUGGUAUUCUAUCUGCAAUUACAGGAUAUUGUAAAUUAUUAAAACAAAAUCAAAUUAUUACUAUACUACAUAUUAUAAGUUUGUCCAUAGCAACAGUAACUGAAUUAUGCAUAGCCUUGGGAACAGUAAUGACACCCAAUGAAUUCUAUAUAAAGGCUAAUAAUUCAUUACAGAAUUCAUUGCAUUAUUAUGAACAACAUCCAGUGUAUACUGAACAAUUCAAUCAACUACAAGAGAAUUAUAAAUGUUGUGGAAGUUUAUUAUUUAAAGAUUAUCGAAGAACUAAUAAUAGUUUACCAGUGAGUUGUAAAGAUGACAAAUUUAUUUAUACAAUGGGUUGUACUGAAGCAUUGAAUAGACACGUCUAUAAAUAUAUAGAUCCAAUAUUGGCAUUAUGUUUUAUAUUUACUAUUAUUAAAAGUAUUUACUUAUUGAUUAUAAUUUGGAUGAUCCAUAGAUCUUCUAAUGGAAAAGAUCCAUAUACUCUUGAAUGUUGUUGACAUUCACCAUGUUUGUUUGUUUGUUUAUCAUUAUUCAUUGAAUUAAUUAAAACAACAAUCAUUUAACUGGUGUCUCUUUUUUUCUAAAUUGAACAUGAUUAUCUAUUUUGUUAU
Schistosoma rodhaini is the source of this 1014-nucleotide messenger RNA. The record is from the annotation of a GenBank genome assembly. Lineage: Eukaryota; Metazoa; Platyhelminthes; Trematoda; Strigeidida; Schistosomatidae.